Molecule: messenger RNA, 1695 nt
Organism: Coniosporium apollinis CBS 100218
Lineage: Eukaryota; Fungi; Ascomycota; Dothideomycetes
Exons: 8
Coding region: 1-1695 (564 amino acids)
Biological process (GO): reductive iron assimilation; cellular response to iron ion starvation
Cellular component (GO): high-affinity iron permease complex
Molecular function (GO): copper ion binding; ferroxidase activity
Source: RefSeq, a predicted model, not a curated record
AUGACGCGUCUUCUCUCGUUCUGCGCGUUGUUUGGCUUGUCCUACGCGGCAACUGUCUACCGCGAGUGGGACAUUGGUUGGAUUACAGCAGCUCCGGAUGGCUUCUCACGACCUGUUAUAGCCGUAAACGGACAGUGGCCUCCGCCACUCCUUGAGGCAAAUGUUGGAGAUACCGUUGUCGUGCGUGUGAAGAACUCUCUGGGUGACCAGACGACCAGUCUCCAUUGGCAUGGUAUUAGCCAGCGGGGUAGCAUUAGCAUGGACGGCGCUGUUGGAGUCACGCAAUGCCCAAUCCCACCUGGGGGCGAGUUCACCUAUAAGUUUCAAGUCGACGUUCCUGGCGCGUACUGGUGGCAUAGUCACGAUCGGGGCCAGUAUCCGGACGGCCUCCGUGGUCCUAUGAUUGUUCACGACUAUGAAUCUGAAGCGGCGCUCGGUGUCGAUGAGCAGUAUACGAUGACUAUAUCGGAUUGGUACCAUGACCAAAUGCCGGGUCUUAUCGCCCGUUACCUUGGUCCACAAAAUCAACGCGGAACGCCUCCUAUCCCACAGUCAGGUCUCAUCAACGAUGCGCUUAAUCCUUCCUUCAACAUCCAGCCAGGAAAGAAGUAUUUGUUCAGAAUCAUCUCGAUGUCCGCCUUGAUUAACCAUUUCGUGCAAUUCGAGGACCACAACAUGACGAUUGUCGCAGUUGACGGCGUCUCAGUUGAGCCUAGGCCAGCCAGCCUGCUUCUGUUAGCCGCAGCUCAGCGCUACACCGUGAUUAUCACUGGCAAGGAGAACCCAACCAAGAAUUAUGCGGCCGUUGCACGGAUCGACGACACCAGGUUUCCCGAUGGUUUGCCUCCAGUUAACCAGGUCUUCGCCAAUCUGAAUUAUGGAGGCGAUCUGGCCGCCGCACAGUAUUACGCUCCACCUACGAUCGGCUUCGUAAAUGACAUGUCCCUGGUUCCGGUGGAUGCUGUUCCGCUUUUCAGCAAUGUCGAUUAUUCUGUGGGCAUGACCGUGAACUUCGCCAGGACCGAAGGAGGGUGGAGGCUAAUGGGCUCUACUCCAUAUGUUUCGCCCAAAGUGCCAACUUUGUAUACGGCCAUGACUACCGGCGACGAUGCGUGGAACCCUGAAGUGUAUGGCGCAAGCGUGAAUCCUUACAUAUUCGAGUCUGGAAAAGUCGUUGAGAUACGUGUCAACAACGCUGAUGCUGCAGGCCAUCCGUUCCAUCUCCACGGAAGAGAAUUCCAGGUUGUGGGCCGUACUGGCGGCGGCCCCGCUUUCACUUGGAACGGCAGCAUCCCUGCUAUGCCUAUGCGACGUGAUACCGUCGCGGUUCCCGGAAAUGGCUCGCUUGCUAUUCGCUUCAAGACUGACAGUCCCGGAGUAUAUCUCUUCCACUGUCACAUGGAAUGGCACGUCGAAGCCGGUAUGACCGUUACUAUCAUUGAGGACCCAAGCAGGCUUCAGAAGGAACAGUGGAUCCCUGAUAAUCAUCUUGAGAGCUGCAAGGCGUUGAACAUACCAGUUGCGGGUAAUUGCGCAGGCAACGUGGAAAACCUUUCCGAUAACUCGCAAUGCAACAACGCGUUCCCAACAGUACACAAUGGCAGGGUCACCGUCAGCGCCUGCACCAACAUCAGAGUCAUCGCCUGCACCAACAUCAGAAUCGGCGCCUGCUCCAACAUCACAGUCAACACCUGA